Molecule: messenger RNA, 201 nt
Organism: Stylonychia lemnae
Lineage: Eukaryota; Ciliophora; Spirotrichea; Sporadotrichida; Oxytrichidae
Source: the annotation of a GenBank genome assembly
AUGAACUUGGCAGUCAUAUCUAGCAGAGUAAACAGAGCUUAGGCCUCAAUGUCAAAUUCUGGAUAAAAUACUAGCAGAGGCUAAAAUGCAACAACAUAGAGAGGAUCGAAUUCCACAGUAACUUACCGCUCAAAUGGAUUGAUAUUAAAUAAUGGGAAUCAGACUAUAAGAUACGUUAAUGGAAGGAGAGUUGUUCUUUGA